Messenger RNA from Odontomachus brunneus, 4049 nucleotides. RefSeq lists its product as uncharacterized. The transcript is spliced from 6 exons. The coding region runs from base 717 to 2636 and encodes 639 amino acids. Gene Ontology annotation, molecular function: protein binding. Lineage: Eukaryota; Metazoa; Arthropoda; Insecta; Hymenoptera; Formicidae. The record is from RefSeq and is a predicted model, not a curated record.
AGUGGACGAACCAGUCAGAUGACGCUAAAUGUCCGUCGUGCUAAAUCGUUUGACGAAUAGCGGCGAGAGGAUGGAAACUAAAAAACUGUGGUCGCGUCGUCAAGAAAGAACGGAGUUGUAAUUACAUUCAGAGCACCAUCAAGCGUUCAUAAAUAUAAAUUCCUAUUUCUAUCCAGAUCUCUUUCAGCGGUUUCUGCUACCUGAGUGAUAAACAAACGUGUUCCUGAAAAUCAACAGGUCUCAUCGUUACUGAAAAUACAAGGAGCGCUGGAAAACGUUCAACGGCCUUGGCUCAUCCGUCAAUCGAGUCGCCGAGUCGUCUCAAUCCUCCUCCGACGUGCACGCGCUCCUGCGUGUAUUUAGAUCUUCGUUUAUUCCUGUCCACCGCAUUCGAAGGGGCGUCGCGGCGGAGCCAGGGGGAUGUAAUGUAACCCGACGGGGGAGCGAGGCCCGGUCGACGACACCGCCGUCGCGGCUCUCGUUCCCGUCAACCCCUUGCCCAGCAUGGGGUGUUAGGCCGAUAUUGUCGCGUCUGCGCGAUGAAACGCGGAGGAGACAACAGCCGGACUGGAUGUCCGUGGACGCCUCCGCGAUAGAGACGUGCCGCGUCGUGCGGCGUCGGGACGCGCAUUAACCCUUCGCCGUCGACCUCGUGAGGGAGACGCCGCCUCGUCAGGAAGUGUUGAUGGCAGCCCGGCGACGCGACUACGACCUGGAUGCAUACAAACGUCGGCGCGAUCAUGAACAGUUCGCCGCAGAACACGAGCAGCGCUGGGACGCAGCGGCGGGCCGGUGUCGACAACAGCGACGAAGAGGAAUGGAGCGGCGUCGUCGAAUGUGCUGUUCUUGAGAGAACCAAGUCCGACAGAGUUGUGCGUGCGGAUGAGGAUAGACGUCGUCGAACGAUUAUCGUUGAGAAGAAGAACGGCACGUACGGUUUCACGUUACAGAGCUACGGGAUACAUUACAAAAGGGAGCAGGAGAUAGAGAUGAUAACAUAUGUAGAUUACGUUGAAUACGAUGGACCAGCGUUUAAAGCCGGUAUGAGAGAGGGUGACGUGAUACUUUCGAUAAAUGGCCACGAGAUGGACAGAGCUGAUCAUAAGACUCUGGUGACUUUUAUACAGAACUGUGAUACAAGAAUACGAAUGGUCGUGUCCUUUGAAGAUUGUGUGAGAAAAGUGGAAUUACACAUGCGUUACAUCGAGCUGCAACGUGCCCUCCAGUCUCGUCUAGGCGAGCUGGAAAGACUGUGUGAGCGAGAAAGGUCUAUCCUGAUGGGCCGGUGGAAAACCCAUUCACUGCCAGCGCGCAAAAGAACGCCUAACAGCAUUGUCGGCACUAAUCCCAAUCAACCAUCGCCUUCCUCCAGUUUCAACUCCUCCACGAUCCAAUGCUGCCGACCUGCAACCUCGACCGAACACCUUCUACUUUAUAAUGUGUUUGCGGAUGGGCGACCCUGUCUCAUCCCCCGUAGCGCCGCUUGUCUCGUGACAGUUGGACCGCCUCGUUCUCGUAGCGAUCAUCAUCAUUUCCUGUCCAAGAUGUCCAGCGAAUCUGCAGUGACCACGUCAUCGCGUCAUAGUUAUCAUCAGGCGAACGGCAUGACUGGUACACCCGCAAAAAGCAAGUCUCACAAAUCUUGCCAACAGCAGUCGUCCGUUACCGGUGAAGGACCGUCGUUACACACGACUCCUCAAAACAGUCUCUGCGUUGCUUGCAUCUCCAGCGCAAAUCGCCGCCGUGAGCAGUCUGACAGCGGCAGUUUGGACGCCUACGAUCUUGCCAGUCCUUGUUGCGAUCCAAACUGCGUACCUAGUCGUCGACGUCGUGAGAAACAACGACGUGCUCGCAACGAACAGACUUUCCAUCAACAGCAGCAGCAGCAGCAGCAACAACAACAACAGCAACAGGUCAAUCUUCAACAUCAUCAUGUUCAAGGACCACGAGACCAACAGCAGCAGCAGCAACAGCAACAGCCUAAUACCCACAAUUGUCCUCGCACGUCUGGUCACAGUCUUCAUUCUAUUACUAGCAGCGACGUCUCGACGACGGCUGACAGCGUCGCUUCAUGUUCCACCAGCCUCAGCACGGACACCCUGUACUGGGAUCCUAGCGUGCACCAGCGACCACCGCCGUGCCUUCAAUACGCCAAACCAAAGUCAUGGGACAAUCUGACGACAAAGGCCUUCGGUGGAUACGGUUUUGGCUACGGUUACCUGGACACCGCAACCGUUAAAACUCACAGCGCGGAACGACCUAGCAAAGGAUCGCACGGUCGAGCGAAGAUGCCCGUCGGUACUGUGCAGAGGAAAACCAGCACCAGUAGCAGCACCGCGUAUUCUGCGGCAAGCACAGUCAGUCGACAUGGCUUUCAGCCUACCAAGUCAACAGAGAGUCUCUUGAUACCACCGCCAUAUCAGGGCGAUUUGGACGCAGCUAGUUUGAGCUGCGAGUGUCUGGACGGCGGGCCCGGGUCGCGAUUUGCGCCUGUAGUACAGCUAGACAAACACAAGCGGGCCGACGAGACGGCGGGUUACAUACCACCAGCACACGCGCAGAUCAGGCAUCGACGGUCUAGUCAUUCCGACGGGAAAUUACGGGCUAUCAAUAAUUCCGAAGUCACGCGAUUGUAAUAAUCUCACUCUUUCAGUACUGAAGUCUAAUAUGUGCUAAUAAAGCGUCGACGUAAUGCUGCUGUUUGCGUUUUAUUUGCCUAAUCGUGCGGGGCGAAAAUGGAUCCAGAUGGUGAUGGAUUGUAUCAUCGAACACAUUGGCGUGUUGUGAAUUUUUUGGAAAUCUCAACGAUCUCUGUAUCUUUUGGACUUUUCUGCUCGCUCUUACAUUUCUAAGCUUUUGUAUCUUUAGAAAACAAUUACAGAUACCUCACACUACUCCAUCUCUCUCUGUUUCUCCUUCACUAUCGUCGCAUUGCGCAAAUCGCGUUCCUUGUUUUUGCUUCAUACCGAAGAUCUGCGUUACCUACCGCCAAUUACACCUGCGAGAUCAUUGCAAACAAUCGUUAGUCCCUCCUCAUGACACCGAAUUCAGUUUAACAGAAUAAUUCCUUGAACUGAAUUGAUCGUAUUUUGAUGAUACUUCUUAACGUACUGAAAGCUGAGAAAAAUUUCAAUUCAAUAAAUACUAUUAUUUUUCAACAUACUCAUUUGUAGUAAAAUGUUCUAUAACUCAACAUAUUCGCUUUAAACUUAUAAUGACCGCUACAAUACGCUGUUGGAGUUUGGCCAUUUCGUUCAUAUACAGAUAUAAAGGAUACUUUUUAACUAUACCCGCAUAUUUUUUUUCGUAUAUACAUACAUACAUAGGUACAUACAUACGUACAUACAUGAAUGCAUUUGUGCACGCAUACACAGACGGUAUACACGAUCGAUUUGCACAAUCUUGCUGCGUUCCUCUUAAAUAUAUAUCUAUGUGUGUAUAUAUUACGUGUGCCUAUAUGCGUGCCAGUUCAUGGUGUGCAACAAGUAUGUAUGCAACUUAUCAUACAUGUGUAUCUCCGUGUGUGUAUGACUGCAUGUUUGUACAUGUGUAUUGAAUCUCGCGUCGUCAUCAAACUAUCGAGCCAAAAAAUAAAUUAUGUAAUUACCUGCUCAUCUUUUUUUCUCUAAAUAUACAUCCAAGCUUUACACGUCGUGGAUACUUAAAUCCUCUCGAGCUACGGGAAGUUUUGUGACUGGAUUCUGACUGAGAUUCAACUAGUUCAACUAGUUUUGUCCUAUACAACACCUGACAAAAUCACUCUUUUUCUCUGAGGAUUCUACGUACAUUAGUAGAUCCACAAUUUAGAAUACGUCAUCAGAAUCCUGGAAUUUUCGUGUUUUUUAACUUUUGAAUUUUCCUUCCAAUGCACUUUGAGAUAGUUUUUUUCCUCAGUUUCUUAGGUUUUCAAAUUUCCAAACUUUUUAAGUGCUAAUGACCCUGAAUUCUUAGGAUUUACGACGUUUAGGAAUUUUCGAACUUCAAAUUCUCGAGUAUCUAGGAUUUGUGUAUCUUUAGAUUUUCGUAUAUCGUCUGAGAUUCUAAAAUUA